This is a messenger RNA of Fraxinus pennsylvanica, 1410 nucleotides long. NCBI's taxonomy places the organism in Eukaryota, Viridiplantae, Streptophyta, Magnoliopsida, Lamiales, Oleaceae. The record is from the annotation of a GenBank genome assembly.
AUGGCGUGCAAUUCUGCAACCUGCCAGUCCGGUUGCUAUAAAGAUUCCGAUUCUGGCGUAGGCCAAGAACGACAAUCGGCGACUGAGAACGGAGGAUGCGACUUGGACCUCUAUGCUAACAGUCGCGUCUGCAUCAAAUGCAAAGUAAACGAAACAAUAGAAGCUACCCAUCCCACUGUUACUGGUGGCGGCGGGGAUGGCAGUAGAUUCUGCGCUGAUUGUUUCAGGGGUAACUUAUUCGGGAAGUUCCGGUUCGCCGUAACUUCUAAUGCCAUGAUUUCACCCUCCGACAAUGUUCUCAUCGCCUUUUCCGGUGGUUCCUCAUCUAGGGUGGCUCUUCAAUUUGUGCAUGAGAUGCAACACAAAGCACAGAAGAACUUUGAUGCAAGUAGAGAUAAAUCUUUGCCAGUAUUUGGAGUUGGCGUUGCUUAUAUUGAUGAAAGUGCCAAUUUUACAGUCCCUUCUCAUGAUUUUGAUAGAGCGAUAGAUGAGAUGAAACUCAUUGUGUCAGAUUUAGCUCCACCAGUAAAACAAUUUUAUGUUGUUCCAACUGGAAGUAUUUAUUCUUCUGAUACUGGCGCCGGAAGGCACAGACUGGUGGAAUUAAUAAAUGCUGUUCCUGACAUCACUGGAAAAGAAGAUCUUCUGGAGCAUCUGCGCAUGUUGUCUUUGCAGAAGAUUGCUGUUGAUAAUGGAUACACCAAGCUCGUGCUAGGAACAUGCACGUCACGUAUAGCUUGUCGUGUCCUUGAAGCCACUGUCAAGGGAGAGGGUUACUCAUUGGCUGCGGAUAUUCAGUAUGUUGAUGCUAGGUGGGAGAUACCGGUGGUUCUUCCCUUGCGUGAUUGUAUCUCUCAAGAGCUGAAGAUGCUAUGCAGUCUCGACAGUUUGAAGAUGGUAGAAACAUUUCAGCAACCUCGAUGCGGCAUCAAUGGCUUAAUAUCCUCGUUUGUAAAAUUGUUGCAGGAGGAAAAUCCUUCACGAGAGAGCACAAUUGUAAGAACAGCGGGGAAGCUUAAACCUUUCUCUUUCAAUAGGAUUUUAGAAGUUGAUGACUGUAAUGGUCAUUCGGCUUCUCAGAGGCGGCUAAAGAAAUACAAUUUGAAGCCUAAUGAAUCUCUUCCUCCAGAAUCAUUUUGCUCUAUAUGCCAUAGCCCGCUUAAGAAUUCUGACACUCCAAGUUUGAAUAGCAUUGGGAAUGACGAAGCAAGUGUCGGGAUCUUUGCAGAGACUUGCUCAAGUUGUCAAUAUCAGAUUCUUCCACGGGAGCCCUCAUCUUUGGAAUCUUUUCAUUCACUCUUACCACAGCAAAUGAUUUAUCUAGCAAAGAAUAGCAGCUUUGGCAAGCACAAGUCACUGAGGGUGCAAAUACAAGACUGUUUGUUGUCAGACAGUGAGGAUGGAACCUGA